AUGGCCGCUCGGCCGAGGCGGCGUUGUCACUCACUUUAUGCGAUGCUGUCGCAGGGUAACGUUUGUGAUGGCGCCAAGAAUUCAACUGAGGAACUCUCUUGUACAACUUCUAUGGAGUGGGACACGCAGGUGGUGAACGGGUCCUCGCCGCUUGGCCCCGCAGGCUUGGGGGCGGAGGAACAGCCAUGCAGACCGCAGCUGCCGUCGUGGCUGCAGCCCGAGAGGUGCGCCGUGUUCCAGUGUGCACAGUGCCACGCAGUACUCGCUGACUCUGUGCACCUCGCCUGGGACCUGUCGCCGUCCCUCGGGACCGUGGUAUUCUCCAGAGUCACAAACAACGUGGUUUUGGAAACUCCCUUCCUAGUUGGCAUUGAAGGUUCGCUCAAAGGCAGCAUUUACAACCUUUUAUUCUGUACUUCCUGUGGGAUUCCCAUUGGUUUCCAUUUGUAUUCUACCCAUGCUGCUCUGGCUGCCUUGAGAGGUCACUUCUGCCUUUCCAGUGACAAAAUGAUAUGCUAUCUCUUAAAAACAAAGGCCAUAGUAAAUGCAUCUGAGAUGGAUAUUCACAACUUAUCUCUACCAGAAAAGAUUGCAGAGCUGAAAGAGAAGAUAAUGUUAACUCAUACUCACUUAAAUUCACUGAUGAAGAUUCUGAAGGAAGUAACUCCUGACCAGCCCAAGCCAGAAAACUGAUCCAGAAUCAGAGUUUAAGUAUUAGGGUCGGUAAAUAAAUAAAUUAAUAAAUAAAUAUUUUUUUUAAAGUAUCAGGGUGAGUCCUUGUUGCUAUCUUCAACAACAGGUGCUGUUUGAUCAAUUUGCAAGAAAGAUUGGCUUCAAGAAUGGAUGAGAAAUGUGGUUUAUUAGGAUUUUGUCUAGGCUGAUUGUCCAGAUGAUUUGUGAAGCCUGUUCUAGAAGAUGAGAAACUAAAGAGCCUUCUGUCUAGCUUUGGUUUGCUUGUUUUAAUGUUCAUAUAUUUUGAGAGAGUGAGCAAGCAUGAGCGGGAGAGGGGCAGAGACAGAGAAUCCCAAGCAGGUUCCACACUGUGCUGUCAGCGCAGAGCCUGGCAUGGGGCUGGCUCCCACAACUGUGAUAUCAUGACCUGAGCUGAAAUCAAGAGUCAGACACUUAACCAACUGAGUCUCCCUGGCCCACCCUGUCUAGGUUUUAUAGCUAUUUGUCUUAAGAACUUAUUUUAGCUUGUAAAUUUCAUAAAUGUUUAUUUCUGAAACCCUCUUUUGCUGCAAAUUUAGGUUGAUGGGGAGACAAUGUCCCGUGAAUGCUCUGAUAUAAAGAUGUGCAGUUGUUAGGUAAAGACUGAGAAACCACUUUUUUUCUUAUGUAAAAUACAGGUACAUACAUAU
Molecule: messenger RNA, 1361 nt
Organism: Prionailurus viverrinus (fishing cat)
Lineage: Eukaryota; Metazoa; Chordata; Mammalia; Carnivora; Felidae
Gene: OIP5
Product: Opa interacting protein 5
Exons: 5
Coding region: 1-693 (230 amino acids)
Biological process (GO): chromosome segregation; CENP-A containing chromatin assembly
Cellular component (GO): nucleus; chromatin; chromosome, centromeric region
Source: RefSeq, a predicted model, not a curated record